CGGCAGAUAAAAACACCGCAGGACAGGCGCGUUUUGCAGGGACCCCCUCGCGAGGUUUUGCCAAUCGCCGGCGGCACCCUCGUCCUCUCCUCCCAGGAAAAGGGACGGCGGCCAGCUUAUACAUAGGUGCUGCCGGUGCUGCCGGUGCAAGUAGCAUAGCUCGAGGGGGACGGAAGGGAAGGGAAGGGAAGGGAAGGUGCUGCCGGUGCAAGUAGCAUAGCUCGCUAGCUAACCCUUGCCACCACCGAGCUCCGGGGAUUCAUGGAGUCGCUGGUCUCCGGCUCCAGCUCGCUCUCUAGCUAGUUGUUGUGCUGUGCGAGGACGGGAGGAGGGCGGGAGGAGGAAGAAGGGGUGUGAGGUUGUGUGCUGGGUUUGGUUGAGUUGAGCGAGCGAGCUUGGUCGAUCGGCGGCAUGGACGCGUACGAGGCGACGAAGGUGGUGUUCGCGCGGAUCCAGGGGCUGGACCCGGACCACGCGGCCAAGAUCAUGGGGCUGCUGCUCAUCCAGGACCACGGCGAGAAGGAGAUGAUACGCCUCGCCUUCGGCCCGGAGGCGCUGCUGCUCGCCGUCAUGGCCAAGGCGCGCAAGGACCUCGGCCUGCUCCCGGCCUCGGCCUCGGGCCCCGCCACGCCCACCUCCGCCGGCCACUCCUCGCCCUUCAUGCUCUCGCGCCAGAACUCGGGGCGUGGCGGCUGCGGCGGGGGCACGGCGCCCUCGCCGCUCUCGGUCUCCUCGCCCUCGUCCUGGGCCCCGCCGCCGGUGUUCUCCAGGAGCAACAGCGUCAGCAAUGGCAGCGCCGCGGAGGAGAUGGCGGGCGUCGGGGAGGAGCAGCUGAUGAGCCCGGCCAACGGCGGGGGCGGGGGCCCGCAGUCACCCUUCUUCGGCGGGGACUCGCUGAUCCUCGACGAGCUCCACCUGCAGGACCAGCUCGCGUUCCUCAGCGAGGGAGGCAUGGGCGGCGGGGGAGGGCGUCAGCAGCUCCCGCUCUUCGACAACGGCGAGUGCCGCAGCCCCAGCGGCGGCGGCGACGGCGGGCUCUUCCCGUACGGCGCCGCGUGGGCCAACCACGGGCCCGGGCACCGCAGGAGCGCGUCGGUGAGCGAGCUCUGCUUCGGGGGCGGCGACGGCCUCGGCUGGAAGCCCUGCCUCUACUACGCGCGCGGGUACUGCAAAAACGGGAGCGCCUGCCGGUUCGUGCACGGCGGCCUCCCCGACGACCUCGCCGGCGCCAAGAUGGACCAGGCCUCCGUGGAGCAGCAGUGCCAGGACUUCCUCCUCCGCUCCAAGUCCCAGCGCCUGGCCGCCGCCGCCGGCUUCGCCUACUCCCCCACCGGCUCCCUCCCUGGCUCCCCCUCCGCGGCGAGCAAGUGCCUCAGCUUGCUCCUGCAGCAGCAGCAGCAGCAAAACGACGGCCAAAGGGCGGCGGCCGCGGCGGCCGCAGCGGCGCUGAUGCUGGGCGGCGACGAGGCGCACAAGUUCAUGAACCGCCCCCGCCUCGACCGCGGCGACUUCGCGAGCAUGAUGAACCCGGGGUCCCGGCAGAUUUACCUCACCUUCCCGGCGGACAGCACCUUCCGCGAGGAGGACGUCUCCAACUACUUCAGCAUCUACGGCCCAGUCCACGACGUGCGCAUCCCCUACCAGCAGAAGCGGAUGUUCGGGUUCGUCACCUUCGUCUACCCGGAGACGGUGAAGCUGAUCCUGGCCAAGGGCAACCCGCACUUCAUCUUUGACGCGCGCGUGCUCGUCAAGCCCUACAAGGAGAAGGGCAAGGUCCCCGACAAGUUCAGGAAGCAGCAGGGCGAGAGGGUGGACUUCUCCGGCUGCGGGUCUCCCACCGGGCUGGACGCCAGAGACCCCUUCGAUCUGCACCAGAUUGUUGGUGCGAGGAUGCUGCAGCACUCCAACAGCGCCAACGAGAUGCUGCUGAGGAGGAAGCUGGAGGAGCAGCAGCAGGCGGUGGAGCUGCAGCAGGCGAUCGAGCUCCAGAGCCGGCGCCUCAUGGGGCUGCAGCUGCUGGACCUCAAGACCCGCUCCGCCGCCGCCGCCACCGCCGCGCCGACCCCCAUCGGGAAGCCGUUCAGCCCCACCCACACUUCUGCCGCCACGCCGACCCUUGAUUCGCCGCCCGAUUCCGGUAUUACUUGGGAGCAAGGCAAUAGCUGCGGCUUCCUUUUCCCUCACAAGAAUGCGGUCAACGGAGCUGAUAAGGAUGAAACCUCAGGCGAUUCCACCACCAGCCCUAACACUGACAGCGACCAAAGCGCGGAGCAUAACCUGCCGGACAGCCCGUUCGCGUCGCCGACCAAGUCGGGGGCCUUCGCCCGUGAUCCUUUCGCGCCCACCGAGUCGGAGAUCGCCGCCGCCGCAGCCUCGACCGGUUGCAACGCGGCCAGGAACGGCGGCAUCAACGGCAAUGGUGCCAGGAACGGCGGCGGCAUUAACCACCAUCUCCUACCUCCAGCAUUGGACAUACCCUCACCAAAACCUUACUUCUUCCCCAUGUCCAGGCUGUCCUCCGAUCACGGCGCGGUCGGGAUGUAAAGUAGCGCUGAAUGGAAGUGAGUGAUACUACUGCCUAAUCAUAGAAUACUAGCAGCAAAGAAAAAGGAAUAGUGCAACAUAGGAAAAAAAGAGUGAAGAAGUUGCAGCAUAGUUUUAGUUUCAGCAGCCCCCCCUUUUUUACCUUCUUUCCCUUCACCUCUCCUCAAGCUGAUGGCAGGGCACCAGCUGAUUCAGACCACAAGAGGCGAAGGACAAAAAAUACUACCACUACUAGCAACCCCAAGGCUUCAAAAACAGUGUCAGAUACUUAGGGCCCCUCCUAUUAUUACCAUUACCAUAUGCAUUAGUUACUGUUAGUCGAUUACUCCUGCUGCUACUACUAGUAGUACCACCACCAACAACAACCAAUACUACCACCGCCACCAACCCCCCAUUGAUGUGCCACCAAGCUCCUGGCAAGGCCACCGCCAAUAUAAUAGCCACUACUAGUAGUAGUAGUUCUCAUGUAAUAGUAGCACAUUAGGUGCGAUGUUUAGCCAAAAAGUACAGAGGAAUACUACCACAAUGUAUGACAUACACUAGUGCUCUGCUCGCUGUGUUGCAAGACAGUGCAACAAGAUACGGAUGCAUAGCUAGCUAGUUGUGUUGGUGUUUACGUAUGUAUAAUUUCACUUCACUGGAUGAAUGAAGAUAAUGAACAGGUCCGUCA
Messenger RNA from Triticum dicoccoides, 3214 nucleotides. RefSeq names its product zinc finger CCCH domain-containing protein 53-like. NCBI's taxonomy places the organism in Eukaryota, Viridiplantae, Streptophyta, Magnoliopsida, Poales, Poaceae. The transcript has 9 exons. Gene Ontology annotation, molecular function: metal ion binding; RNA binding. Bases 412 to 2544 code for a protein of 710 amino acids. The record is from RefSeq and is a predicted model, not a curated record.